AUGAAGUUUUUCGGUGCUAUAAGCCCGUUUAUAGCACUGAUGUUUCUUUCCCGUCUGCUGGAGGAAAAAUGUCAACCUUUGGCCUUCCUUCAUGUCCAAGCUUUCAAGUCUGGGCAUAUUCACAGAAAGGUUAACACUAUUCACGCCAGUUUCUCCAACUUUAGUUCCUCUAGCCAGCCUAGAGACGGACAGUGUCCGAUAAAGAGUGGAACACCGACUGUAACUUCAAGAUUCUUGGCUGAUUGCGUGGAUAGAGGUCUUAUAUUCCAAGCUACAGACAUGUCAAAGCUUGAUGAUCUUUUAUGUGAAUCAGCCAAGGGAAUUUUCUGUCAAGAUUCAACGUAUCCAGCGGUAUACUACGGAAUCGACUGCACAAAUAACUUUAUACACGAAGGUACACUCUUACAGCUCCUACUUUUGAGGAAAUUCCUAUCGCAAAAACUCAAUCUUGUCAUUGUUAUCGGUGGAGGUACUACAGUCGUAGGUGAUCCAUCCUACAAACAGAGAAAAAAUAGAAUAAAAAAGGAUGGUAAUGUACAAGUUACUAAAAGUACUAUACUAGAUAAGCCAUGGAAUGACUCAAUAGUGGAAGAAGGUAAUGAAAAGGCAAUACUAGGUGCUAUUUAUAAGAUUCUCUCACCUCCACUCACUGUGGAUGGAAAAGAAGUAUAUCCUAACAUUAUAAAUACUUCCGAGAAUGAUGCCAACAUUUCUAACAGGAUAAAGAGUCCAUACAAUGUCAUUAUAAUUAACAAUAGAAAACUAUAUGAAAACGUUAGUCUGAUGGAGUAUUUGGAAAUUGUUGCUAAAAAUAUGAAUUUAGGAAGAAUGCUUUCACGAGAUUCCAUUAAACUACGUAUAAACAAUGAAAGCGAUAAGGUUGAACGUAAAAGACCAUUUUCAGGAAUAAAUAUGGAUUUGUCUGAAUUAAUGUACAUGUCCUUGCAAGCUAUGGAUUUUAUUUACGUUGCCUCGAAAUUCAAUGUAAAGGUACAACUUGGAGGUAGCGAUCAAAUGGGUAAUAUAGUAUCUGGAUUAGAAUUAGCUGAUGCCCUCGGGAUGAAGGACCUUGUAGGAGUUACAACUCCACUUUUGCAAGAUAAGCAUGGGGAAAAAAUAAGCAAAUCGAAUGCAAACUGUCUGUUGAAAAUUACCAGAGAUACAGUACCAUCAGUCUUAUGGACACACUUUAGAAAUAUAGACGAUGACUUAGUAUUGAGCUAUUUAAAGUGGCUUACGGAUGUAUCCAUGGAAAAAAUUGAGGACAGUAUAAAUGAACAUAUAAACACUGCUAAAAUAUUAUUGGCUGAUGAACUCUCUGCAAAACUAUAUGGGAAGGAAUCUGUCGAUGCAAUACAUAAGUAUGGUUUAUCAAAAGAUUUUCAAUCAUUACAACCAUAUCUUGAUGGAAAAAUGAAUGUCCCUAUCGGAGAGUAUAAUUUGUUCGCUUCAUUUUCGCAGUCUGUUCCGCAUACAAGAGUUAGUGAGGAGAAGUUAAAAGAGGGAAUUGAGUUUCAUGAACUCUUGGACAGUGUGAGGAUUCCAUUUCUGGCUACUGGAAUAUUCUAUACCAAUAAGCAAUCAAUAAGAGAUGGAAUAUGCAAAAUUAAUGGUAGAUUAGAGACAAACAUAAAGCAUAAAGUUACAUGUGAAGAUAUAAAGAGUAUAAAAUCGCAAGAUGGACAUGUAUUAAACUAUAUAGUUUUACAAGUUGGAAAACGCCAAAUUUAUUUUGUUUUAAUUGACAAGUAG
Messenger RNA from Theileria equi strain WA, 1752 nucleotides. Its product is annotated as tyrosyl-tRNA synthetase, putative. NCBI's taxonomy places the organism in Eukaryota, Apicomplexa, Aconoidasida, Piroplasmida, Theileriidae. Bases 1 to 1752 code for a protein of 583 amino acids. Gene Ontology annotation, cellular component: mitochondrion; cytosol. The transcript has 3 exons. Gene Ontology annotation, molecular function: ATP binding; tyrosine-tRNA ligase activity. The record is from RefSeq and is a predicted model, not a curated record. Gene Ontology annotation, biological process: tyrosyl-tRNA aminoacylation.